Molecule: messenger RNA, 1146 nt
Organism: Vitis riparia (riverbank grape)
Lineage: Eukaryota; Viridiplantae; Streptophyta; Magnoliopsida; Vitales; Vitaceae
Product: ankyrin repeat-containing protein At5g02620-like
Exons: 2
Coding region: 83-1045 (320 amino acids)
Cellular component (GO): plasma membrane
Molecular function (GO): protein phosphatase 1 binding; protein phosphatase regulator activity
Source: RefSeq, a predicted model, not a curated record
UGAUAAAUCAGUUGCUUGCUCGUUGGAUAUAGAAGAUAGUUCUGCUCUUCACAUAGCAGCUAAAAAAGGCUACAUUAAUAUAAUGGAAGAGAUCACCAAACAAUGUCCAUGUGUUUAUAAUUUGGUUGACAAAAAUGGCUGGACCAUUCUUCAUGUUGCAGCCCAAUGUGGGGAGUCUAAAGUGGUGAAGUAUAUUCUAGACGUUCAAGGCUGGGAAAGCCUAAUAAAUGAGAUAGAUAAUGAAGGCAACACGGCUUUGCAUCUAGCUGCUAUCUACGGUCAUUACGACAGCGUCUUGAUUUUGGCUAGAGAUGGUAGAGUGGAUAAGAGGGCAACAAACAAGAAAUAUUUGAAGGCUAUCGACAUUGUCCAAACAAAUAUGGAUUUGGGAGAAAUUAAAAAGUAUUGUAUCAUGAGGAAGUUGGAGAAUAGCGGUGCUCAACAAAGUCUCGAGCGACUGAUCGUUGGAGUAAACACAGACCAAAAAAUCAAUGACAAUGAAGGGCUGAAAGAAGGCAUAAAUGAGUUAGAGCUUAGAGAAGACAGAGAGAGAAUAUCACUUGAUGCAAGUGAAUCGCUUCGUGACAGGAAUAAUGAAGUUGUAAAGAAGAAAGAGAUCACAUCUAAGUAUUUGAAGGAUGUAUCGAACACUCAUCUACUGGUGGCAACCCUCAUAGCAACAGUAACUUUUGCAGCCUGUUUCUCUCUACCUGGUGGGUACAAUCAAGAUGACCCUAACAAGGGUAAGUCAGUUUUAUCAACAAGGGCAUUUUUCAAAGCCUUUGUGAUAACAGAUGCUAUAGCUUUCUAUUGCUCAACUGCAGCUGUGAUUCUCCACUUUUUUGCUUCACUGGAACAAAGCUACCAUUUGUGUCAACGUUUCAUAAAAUUUGCCGCACUACUCACUUACAUCUCUCUCCUGGGAAUGGCGAUAGCAUUUACUUCAGGCAUUUUUGUGGUGCUACCUUAUUCCUCCCCGAUUGCAAUAACUUCAAUUGUGCUUGGGUGUUUAUUCUUGUGUUUUUGCACCUUUGGGAUUCUGUAGAACCAUAGAGUAGGAUGUGAUAUUGAUUGUAUGUUCUUAAUUUCUCAAUGAAUUUAUAGACAAUAUAUACAUUAUAAGUACUUAAUGUAUAAAUGGAAUAC